GCAAAUAAAAUUGAAACACGGAAUAUUUCCCAUAGCUGGUCCGAUGUACGCGCGAAAAGAAUAAUCUUCGAUCGGAACACAUCUUGAUUUAUCUUAAAUCUUUGAAAAUGGCUUCAGCAUUGGAAUCGUAUGUGAAUCGUACAGUUUCUAUAGUUACAGCAGAUGGAAGAAUAAUUGUGGGAACAUUGAAAGGAUUUGAUCAAACAAUCAAUUUGAUUCUAGAUGAGAGCCAUGAGAGGGUAUAUAGUGCUACACAAGGAGUAGAACAAGUCAUUCUGGGACUAUACAUCAUCAGGGGAGAUAAUGUAGCUUUGAUAGGAGAAAUAGAUGAUGAAGCUGAUCAGAGAUUAGAUUUUAAUGACAUUAAGGCUGAACCUUUGAAUUCAGUUUUACAUUGAUGAUAAGGAUAAAAAGACCUGUUAUGGCUUGGAAAUAAAUCUCAGCUUAGUCUGAUUACAGAAUUUUUAUGACUUACAACCAAAGAGGAUGUACAUUUGAUUACAUAAAUAAACAUAAGCUGAUUGAGAGAGAGAGAGAGGGAGAUUUUCAAUACUUGUGUAUGGUUUUGUGUUAAAUUGAUAUUUUUAAAGUGUUAAAAGUGUAAUUAAACAUUAAAAAAAUGCUUCCCUAAACUAUGAUAAAGGAAAAUUUAAGUCAACUUUAGAUGUUUAAUUUAGUCAACUACUGAGAUGGGUUUGGUUGCUAUCUCAUUGACCCUACCUCUCCUUUUAUUCUUCCUUAAAUUUAUUAAGAAAUAUUUUAUUUCAAUAUAAAUAUUGAAGGUGGUAAAAUAAUACUGUGGAUUCAUUUAUUUUUUUCGUGGGUACCAAAUUUCGUGGAUUAAGGAAAACUUACAUGUUCAUGGACAUUUCAAUUUGUGGUUUUGCCGAAGUCUGCAUACAAGCCUAUAGAAAAUUUGUCAUUCGUUGAACAUUUAAUUUCAUGGUUCACCUGUCACUAGUAUCCAACAAAUAAUAAUGAAUCCACAGUAUAUUUAUAAGAAAAAUGAUUGGUAAAUUACAUCAAUUGUUUUUUUUAAUUUUUUUUUUACUGAAAAUUGUGUGAAAUAUUUAUUUAUUUAUUAAAGAAAUAUUAGAAAUUUCUACAGGAUAUUUUACAAUCAUUCAGUUUGACUUUUAAACUGUUCAUUUAGAUACCAAACUAUCACAUAUUCAAUUUUCAAAUUAUUGAUCAUUAACUAAGCUAUUACAUUAGGGAUUUUAGGAAUUGUUAUUCUAAAAAACAAGGUUUUAUGUUAUUAACAUAAAAAUAUAAAAUAAAAGGAGAGAUAAUAAAAAAAUUACACUUACAGACACUUAGAGUUUAAUUUUUAUUUUUAACUACAACAAAUUUCUAAAUAAUCAAACAUCUAAAAAACUUCUUUCAUCAAAAGUGAGUCCACUAAUACUUUGAGUAAUGAAUGACCUAUAAAAAAAUAUCCAGGAAAAUUUAUUGUCAGCUGAGUCUGACAGUAUGAGAGGAAUUAAGUUCAUAAAUUCUUAUGUGUUUGAUUAUUAAAAGAUCAUUUGUUUGUUUAAUUUUGAAUUUGUGGUUUCAGACAAGUUGGCUGAAAAAGUGCAUUCCAUAGAUGUAAAAAAAAAUUAGUUUAUAUUCACCACAAAAUGCAUGGAAACUUAUAACUCAGGAAUGAAAUCACUCUCAUAGCAAAUACUGAUCACAUAUACAGAAAUGAAUGUUGUAUUUAUCUUCUUACCAAAAGUACAAUUUGCUCAUGUCAUUUUAUCAUGUUUUAAUUCAUAAAUGUACAAAAGACACACAUUAAACUAUUUUAUACA
Molecule: messenger RNA, 1796 nt
Organism: Mytilus californianus (California mussel)
Lineage: Eukaryota; Metazoa; Mollusca; Bivalvia; Mytilida; Mytilidae
Product: U6 snRNA-associated Sm-like protein LSm8
Exons: 4
Coding region: 108-398 (96 amino acids)
Biological process (GO): mRNA splicing, via spliceosome
Cellular component (GO): U6 snRNP; precatalytic spliceosome; U4/U6 x U5 tri-snRNP complex
Molecular function (GO): RNA binding
Source: RefSeq, a predicted model, not a curated record